GUAUAAAUUUUAUUUUUUUAAAUAUAGUUUUAAGUUAUAUGUAUAGAGUGAUAUUUCUUAAAUAUUUCAUAAAAACGCAUCAGCUUACCUGUCAAUUGCUGAUUGACAGCGCGGCAUGUUUUUACAGAAUAACAAUGGAUUACAGUUCCAAGUACCUGAUAUUUUUAGUUCUCGGCCUGGUAUUGUCCGAGUACGAAGCGGACGAUAAAUACCAAACGAAUCUGUCGAGGAAACGACGUUACGUCGUUUUUCCGGAAGGCUCCACAUUUUCCAUCGCUCUCUGUUUGACCGUGCACACUCUGACUUCGGACAACAUCUUUACAGAAGGUAUUAACUGGGGUAUCUCCUACGACCUUCCUAACGAGAGCAAACCUGCCCUAGAGCCCUUGUUAGAACUAAGGAACGAUAAACUUAAAACGAGUAACAAGCACAAUCGCUACGGUUCCACUGUAAUCGCUAAUAGAUACGGCGUUCCGAAUUUAAAAUUGAAUAACCAUGUUAAGCAGCACUUCGCACCUGGCAGAAAAAAAUACCGGAAGUCAGAAUACUAUUACUUGCAAAGAAGACACAGGAGGGAGGUUUACAAUAAACUGGAGGUCAUCAUGAACGCAAUGGGCUUUGACGGCAGAUCGUGUGUUCUACGUGCGCUUUGCGAAGCAUCCCAGCGAUUAAUGCCGAAAGGAAACACCUUAAUCGAAGAAAUGAUGAGAAUAUCAUUCUCAUUACCCCUGAAGAGAGUGUUCUCCUUCGAGCCGAAGGAGCAUCACACGUACACCCGGGCUCAUAAAGCUGGCCACGAGGGCAAGGACUGCGCAGCCAUGUUUCCCGGGUGCAGUUUCUCCCUCAUCGACUUGGCCCUCGGGAAAUAUAACGCACCCCCGUCCGACCACCCCGGAGAUACUGCGGACCACGCCGGAACUUUCGACACGGAGGACGGGCCUGCCGUGGAUUGGCCGAGAUACAACAUGAGGUAACGCGAUGCAUGCAAACGGCAGCCUGAUUUCGAUGCUGCGCGAACAUGCGGAAUGCCUCUUACAAUGCCGAUAACUCGCCCUCCACUGAAGUAAACGGUCACCACGGUCAUCAGAAUGCAAGUUUAAUAGAUUAAAUUAUUUUGUAAUUUAAAGUAUACAGAUGAAAAAUAUGGAGGAAACAAAUUUUAGUAAAGUGUAUAAAAAUUCAGAUUUAGCUAAAUACUGACCUAAAAACAAUUUUGUUAGACUAUCACAAUAAUUACGAAGGACAUUAAAACACAAUGAAAAAAAUUAACAUUUUAGCAGUUAAUUGUAGCACUUAAAAUACUAAGAAAAAAAUUCCUAAUAAUUAUGUAUCUCUCAGUGUAAUAUUAACAUCAAUAGCCUGAUAAUUAAUGUCGCUAUUCAUUCUUUGUUAUUGUUAAUAUCAUGUGUAAAAGCACAAGCGCGAAUUACGUUCAAACAAACUAAUACGCGAUUUACAAGUAGUACAUCAUUAAACAGAAUGACGCGAAUAACAGAGUCGAAAGAGGAAAGUAGGACGCUUAAAAUCGGGAGAACAUUCAAAUGGCGCCGACGAGGUGAAUAUGGUUGAUAUGCUCCAUAAUAUCAGUUAUAACAAUGCUUCUCGUUAUCAUGCAUGAUAGAGUAUGAUUUUACUAAUUGGAUAGGAUUAUAUCGAAUGACACAGAACGCGAAACGACAAAAUAUAUUGGAAACCAAUAAAGGAGGUUAAAGAAAGAAUAGCUUAUAAGAAUUGCCGGAAUUCAAAGAACUGCAUUCUGCUUCGUUUCUGCAAGUACCAAUUAUUGUGUAUGAUAUUUUUAGAAUACGGGAACUCCUUUACGUUUCGCGAUAUUAUUAAGUGAGAUUUAUAAUGCUUAUUUAAAAUUAGGGUUUCGUGUUUAACGUCGGAGGAAAAAAAACGCAAAAUUAAUAUUCGAAUAAAUAAAAUUUGUCAAUUAAAUCGAUAAAAGCAAAAAUGCAUGCAUUUUGCUUUUUAUUAUAACAUUUAAUGGGAAAAUAAGUCUGAUUAUUUGUAUGCAAUAAAUAAUAUACAUAUAAAUGGUAUCUUUUUAAUUACAUUAAUGUACGUUUAUAAAUUCUGGGCAAGUGUCGAUUGUCACAGAAUGCAGGGCUCGUAUCGCAAGUCCGUAAAUCACGGAAUUCAAACAUAUGCGCAGAUGCAAAUCGCAUUUGAAUAAAGCCAUAUUUUGUAUUUAUAAAAUUGCACUUAAAACAUAAUUAAUAU
Messenger RNA from Monomorium pharaonis (pharaoh ant), 2226 nucleotides. RefSeq lists its product as uncharacterized. The coding region runs from base 39 to 974 and encodes 311 amino acids. Lineage: Eukaryota; Metazoa; Arthropoda; Insecta; Hymenoptera; Formicidae. The transcript is spliced from 4 exons. The record is from RefSeq and is a predicted model, not a curated record.